CACUUUGGCUCAAGCCAUUGCUAUUCGGUAGAGUUCCUGCAUCUGUUCUCCCGGCACCAGGGCGCGGGCGGCUUCGCCGAUAUGGGCCACGGCGGAAACAAUGUUAUCCCGAAUGUGCACUUCCGCAAGGUCAAUGGCAUGAUGGGCCCGGGUCGGUGGAACAGGCACAUGAUGAAGACUUGGCUGGACCAGGCGGGGCGAAAGAAGCGCCGGGCCCUGAACCGCAAGAAGAGGGCCGCCAAGCUGUCGCCCCGCCCCGCUGCCGGGCUGCUGCGACCCGUGGUCCACCCGCCCACCCAGCGGUACAACAUGAAACUCAGGCUCGGCAAGGGCUUCACUUUGGACGAGCUGCGCGAGGCCAAGAUCCCCGUCAAGAAGGCCAUGACCAUCGGCAUUGCGGUGGACCACCGCCGGCGCAACCGCUGCGCCGAGAGCCUCCAGGUCAACGUGGACCGGCUCAAGCUGUACAUGUCCAAGUUGCUUGUUUUCCCCCGGAAGUCGGGCAAGAAGGGUGUCAAGAAAGGCGACACGCCCAAGUCUGAGCUGCAGAACGUGGCGCAGAACACCCUCAAGGAGAUCAUUCCGAUCCCAAAGCCCAGCACCGAGAUCGAGGCGCGUGCCAUCACCGCCGCUGAGAAGGAUGCGUCCGCUUACAAGAAGCUCAAGAAGGCCCGCACGGACCUCAAGUAUGACGGCGCCAAGCGCAAGAAGGCCAACGCUGGCAAGGAAGAGUAGAGCAAGCUCUUGUGUGAGGUCAGUGCCUAUGCGGCCAGAGAGGUUGUCAGAGGGCGGGGUGCCAAAAUGAAGAUCGAACACGCUCCAUUGCAUGGCUCCUGCAUUGCUUUCCACGGCAUUGCUCUACAGUCGCUUCUUCACAGCGUUGCUUUAUUGUC
Messenger RNA from Prorocentrum cordatum, 893 nucleotides. The record is from the annotation of a GenBank genome assembly. Lineage: Eukaryota; Dinophyceae; Prorocentrales; Prorocentraceae.